CUUCGUUCAAGAACACCAUAUUCCCAUUCUUUGAUUAUUUCAGUCAUUUAGAUUUUUAGCCCCAACCACACCAGUCAAACCGCAUCUAGAUUUUCCAUCUCGGAUUACAUAUUAUUGAUCUUUUAACAUACCAUGCAUUUCUCAAGCGCCAUGAAAUCCCUAGUGGUCCUCUUGAUCCAAUCUGAAGUGGUCUUUGGAAUCCAGAUUUUUAGAUGUGAGGGCGAUAAGCCCGUAGCUUUAUGUCGCCGGGCUACCUCGCUUGACGGUAACCAUAACGCCCAGAAUUACGCUUUGAUGAGAGCCAUGCAAGCCGGCCCGACAGCCACAUGCGAACAAUUCACAAUCCAAAAUUUCCCAGUAGACAACGGCUCAUGCUGCCCGCGUGAUUUCGGCGUGUCGCCCAACUAUGGCGAUGACACUUUUGUCUCAAUCGCAGCCGGUGAUUACGACAACGCGUGCACAACACCUGCCACAUUUGUACCUUGAGAAUUUCACCGAUUCUUUCUUUCGAAGUCUUUGAUUUUGAAACAAGAUGGACAUAUUAUUUACUACCGCAUCAACACUGGACACUAUAUAGACUUGAACUUGUCUAAAUUACUUGAACCCUGUCGGACCCCCGAAGUAACACUGGACACUAUAUCGACUUGAACUUGUCUGAAUUACUUAAACCAUGCCAGCGUGCUUGGACUAAACAAACUACAAUUCCUGUCAAUUGAAAAUAAACGAAUAUGAACAGAUCAAGUCUGCAUUUUGUGUUCAUGAACAGUACUUGGAUACAUAUCGCAGGUUUUGGUUAAUCCAGG
Messenger RNA from Puccinia graminis f. sp. tritici CRL 75-36-700-3, 803 nucleotides. RefSeq lists its product as uncharacterized. The record is from RefSeq and is a predicted model, not a curated record. The transcript is spliced from 3 exons. Lineage: Eukaryota; Fungi; Basidiomycota; Pucciniomycetes; Pucciniales; Pucciniaceae. Bases 133 to 486 code for a protein of 117 amino acids.